AAGGCUCAAAUAGCAAGUUAAAAUAUAAUCCAAAAUUUGGCACUGAAUAAGACAGUUUAACAAGGAAAAUAUUUAAUAAAUAUUACAUAAUAUUCUUAUAACUCUUCUUGAGUGUGACAUGAAGAAGAAUCUGGAAAAUCAAAAAAGGGUCGCGGCUGGUCACCAUCUAAUAUCAGCCUUGUUAUAUAGUCUGCACAAUAUAUUACGGCAACCAGAAGUCCUGUGUUGCCGUAAUGUAUUUGUAACACUUUUUUUCUAACACUUAGGUCUGCUUUAUUAAUGUAUUUAAUGUUUUCUUAAUCCAGUAGCCGAAACUGGAAUCCCUAGCGCUUAAACGAAACGACAGUGGCUCAUUGAUAUCACUCCGAAUUAAAUUUAUUUUUCGGUCUCGCAAUCAACGGGAAUCGAAACUAAAUUUGGGUGGACGGGCUCAUAAUUGCCGCGCGCUGUUCUUUAGCUUGAGCUCGGCGGUUCUCUCUCAGGCGUUUGCCGUACGGCGCUGCACAUUGGGGAGAAUCAAAUUGCCCACGUAUGCCUCUCCCUCAUCCCACACAGAUCCUCGGGCGAGUCACGCACUCAAGCCACUGACCGGGGCCGAGGCGCUGCGAAGGCCCGCGCUCCCCCUCCCGUGCUGAAAGUUAUGUGGGAAAGGGUGCCUGGUUCCUCCGAGCCCACCCAUACUGCGCUCAUCACGUCCCAGCCUUGAGGGAGGAGCCAUGCUAUUUGCAGCUUGCCCUGUAGCCUUACGCGAGAGGAAGGAGAGGGGGCACCUCUUGGCGGUGGAAGGCAGAGAAAAUGGCUCAAGUCCGCGUCUUUGGGGGUCACGCGGUUACUGGAAUCUAAAGGGAUCAAGGGUCCGCCCACGUAGCCGCUAUGGAAACAUGACAGCUGAGGAGAGUCCAGCCAACAGCUGACCCAAGCGGCUGGAUCGUGCCUGAUUCUGCUUUUUGCACAACUAAGGAAAAGAUAGAAAAGGUUUCCUGAAGAAGAGGACGUUCAGUUAAAGAAGAACAUUCAUCCAGAGGGAAGAAUCUCAAGAUUUGUUGAUGGAUUUCAUAUGGAAUAUCAUUUAAUGUGCUGAGAUAAAUAGAAGAACAGGCCACAUACCUUUCUGCUGCUUUUUAUAUUUCAGGUUCAUAUACUAAGAGCUACGUGUGAUAUAUGAAACCUGCAGGAGAUGUUGUAAUGACUGUGAAAUUGCACUGAGGACAGAUCUUGCUCCUUCCAUUUUUUUUUUGUGAUUACUACUCUUAGUAUUGUGGUGAUUGAUUAUUUUCUACAGUAAGUGAGCUUGUUGCUUUGUCUGGUUCCUUUGUUUAAAAAAAAAGAGAGAAAGAAAGAUGUCUGAUCCUGAUGCCCAUCAAGAUGCUGGUAUCAAGCCAGGCUUGUUGGAAAAAAGCAACAAUUCUGGUGAUUCUCAGCCCUCAAUCAAUUUGGAAAGAAGGAACAAAAGUGGGAUAAUUAGUGAACCAUUGAACAAAAGUCUUAAGAAGUCUCGACCACUGUCCCAUUACUCUGCUUUUGGUAGCAGCAGCUCAUUAAGUGAACAUUCAGAGAAAUGUGUCCCUAUGGCCAACAGCAGUGAGGCAAUCGUGGAGAAAAGCAAUUCUACCUCAAAGCACAAAACCAUCUCUGACAUGUUGAGCAAAUCAGAUAUUUCUUUGGAAGGACAGAACAUCUUGCAACAGUUUGCUCAGUCCACAGAGUUGCUCAAAAGAGUAGUCCAGGAGCACAUCCCCCUGCCUAAUGACCACGGGACGGGCAUCUCAGACAUGGAAGCUGUCUCAGCUGCUGAAACAAUGAACAACCCAUCUGAUUUUCCUUACCUGGGGGCUUUUCCCAUCAACCCUGGCCUUUUCAUUAUGACCCCUGCUGGUGUAUUUUUGGCAGAAAGUGCACUCCAUAUGGCUGGCUUAGCAGAGUACCCAAUGCAGAAUGAAUUGGCAUCUGCCAUCAAUUCAGGGAAAAAGAAACGAAAACGAUGUGGCAUGUGCCCUCCUUGCAGAAGACGAAUAAACUGUGAGCAGUGCAGCAGUUGUAGGAACCGUAAAACUGGACAUCAGAUUUGCAAAUUCCGAAAAUGUGAAGAACUUAAAAAGAAGCCUUCUGCUGCACUGGAGAAAGUGAUGCUUCCUACAGGUGCUGCAUUCCGAUGGUUUCAAUAGGAACAAGAAUCCCAAAGCUCUAUCUUCCAGUGCAAUGUCACUGCUUGCUUGUGUUGUCUCAGGCAAGGAAUUUUUUGACGGAAAUAAAUGGAUGCGCCUAUGUCUCCUUUAGAACCAAAAAUAUUUUCUUGCAGAUUUCAUUCCUUUUUUUUUAAAUAUAAUUUUUCGGCAUUUGUUUAACAUCUUUUAAGUACUAGUAAAACAAGCAUUAAUGUUUUCAAAUAAUUUUUUAAAAGAAUCCAUAAAGUAUCGAGAUGUAAUAGACUAUGGACAAUCAAUCAAUUUGUUUUCCUGUGUUUUGGUGUUGAUGUUGUUUAUGUGUGGAAGAUGCAGUUCUUGUGUAGAGAAUGUAAAUUUACAGUAACCUUUUAAAUCUAGUUACUAAUACGCACUACUGUAAUUAGCACAGCAAUUUCUUCAUUUAUCUGAUUGAUUUCCAUCAUUAAAGAAAAAUAGUGUGGCUAGUUUCUAGAAUGCCUCAAUUCAUGUUUAUAAAUGAAAAUAUAUUUAAAAUAAGGUAGUUUCUUUUCCCUAAUUCUACAGAUAAGACAAGAUUUAAUCAACAAGAUGUCUUGUCUGGUCUUAUAAAGUGAAAAUAUAUUGAAAACUGGCAUUUUUCAAAAGAAAAGCAAAAAUAAUAAAAUUUAGAACCAAAUAAAAUUGCAUAGUAGAGUAAACCCAGAACUAAUUGCAAUGAUUCACUUUUAGAAACCAUUAGGAAAUAUUGCUGGAAUUCCAAUGUAAGCUGUUGCAGAACCUGUGCUGAAAAAAUAUAGAAGUCCUUUUUUAUGUUGAAAAUCCCUCAUCUCCUGCUUUCUUAUCAUCUCUAAUGGAAAGGCUGUUUGUAAUGUUCUAGCAAUUCAAGCUAAGCUGUUUUGUGAAUAAAAAUGAAAGCAUGUUUUGUGUCAUGGUUUACAUCUUCAUUAUUCUGUCCAUCUUGGGUGCAUGCCAGGAUGUUUGAUUGCUUGGGUGGGGGUACCAAGUCUAAAAUGACCUGUUAUAUGUUGUUUUUUCCUAUAAUGUUUUCCAAUGUUUGCCUUUCUUGGCCUCAACAAAUUUAAACUACGCAGAUUUGAUAAUACUUCAGCAUUUUGGUUCUAAUUUUUGAUAUAAGGUAUUAUACAUGUUUAAUAGUAUGAAUGACAUAAUUUUAUGUUUUCUUCUGUCUACGUAUGUAACUGAUUAUCUGAUCUGAUCAUGUUCCAAAAAUAUAUGAUGUACUGAAUCUGGGUUUGGUAUAGCCUUCUUAACAGUUUGGUCAGACAAACAAUUAAACAUUUAAUAAAUAUAAUUAUGUUUUAAUAAGGCUGCUCGAUUUUAGAAUUAGAAUUCUACAUAGCACUUAUGUUGGCAAAUUUAUAGGAAUAGAAGAUGUCUUGGCCCUUAAAUCUCAUGAUCUGCAUGUGGCUUCUGAGAGAACUAGGUAUUUGCUUGAAUUAGGCUGCCAACUGCAGUGUUCACAAUCAAUCAAAGGCAGCCAAUAUAUAGAAUGGUCCAACUUGCUCUAUAAACCGCUGUCAGUUUGACUUGGCUGACUUGGAUAUUUGGGGAAAUCUUUCUCUUUUUUCUUUCCUUGCAAUCCUUAUUUUUAAUUUAGAAAGCACAAGUCACUGGCCACUUAAAGUUGCUAGUCACUCAAUGGAUCAGCACAUGAGGUUGCAUUUUUACUUUUUUUAAUUUUGUAGAAGAAAUCAAGUAUUAAUAAACUUUACAUUUCAUGAGGCAAUGUCAAUAUGCAACAAAAAUUGUACUUACGUUUGUUUUGUCAAUGAAAAAUUAUUAGGUGGGUGUUUAGAGAUGAAACACAGUGCUUUUGAAAAAGUGCCAAGAGGAGAUUAUCAGUAAAGGAACUUUCAUACAA
Crotalus tigris (Tiger rattlesnake) is the source of this 4026-nucleotide messenger RNA. RefSeq names its product CXXC finger protein 5 (gene CXXC5). Bases 1341 to 2165 code for a protein of 274 amino acids. Lineage: Eukaryota; Metazoa; Chordata; Lepidosauria; Squamata; Viperidae. Gene Ontology annotation, molecular function: methyl-CpG binding; zinc ion binding. Gene Ontology annotation, cellular component: nucleus. The transcript has 5 exons. The record is from RefSeq and is a predicted model, not a curated record.